AUGGACAUGUCAUCAAACUCGACAACAUCGACGUGCAACUCGUCGAUGCUCUGGAACUGGUCCACCCUCAACACAUGCUUCCUCACCGAGGGCUGGCACGUCUCGUCCCGCGCAACCUUUGCCGCAUCCUGUAUCGGCGUCGCCAUCCUCGCCAUUGCCGGCGAAGCCGCACGGCGCGCGUGCAAAGACUAUGACCACCAGGUCCACGCGCAGCUCAACGCGCCCGGCGCGCUCUCGGCCGUCAACGGCCUCGGCUGGUCGUCGCGACGUGCGACACCGGGCCAGCAGCUGGUCCGGAGCGUGCUGCAUGUGGUGGCGACGGGCGUCAACCUCCUCAUCAUGCUCGUCGUCAUGACGUUUAAUGGCUACGCCAUCGUCUCGGUCCUCAUCGGUACCGGCAUCGGCAAGUUUUUCUGUGACUGGAUGACCAUUCCUCAUUCCGAGGACGGCUACUCGCCAUGUCCCGAGGAGCGGGGCGAGGGUGCUGCCAUCGAAGUGUCCGAGACCAAGCGCGACAGCGUGCACAUGGUCCACUGUCACUAG
Messenger RNA from Apiotrichum porosum, 543 nucleotides. RefSeq lists its product as uncharacterized. Gene Ontology annotation, biological process: copper ion transmembrane transport. The transcript has 3 exons. Gene Ontology annotation, cellular component: membrane. NCBI's taxonomy places the organism in Eukaryota, Fungi, Basidiomycota, Tremellomycetes, Trichosporonales, Trichosporonaceae. The record is from RefSeq and is a predicted model, not a curated record. Gene Ontology annotation, molecular function: copper ion transmembrane transporter activity. The coding region runs from base 1 to 543 and encodes 180 amino acids.